GCCUCUCACGGCAGCAUGGGCUUCAGAGACGCUCCAUCUCCUCUCCUUAUCCCCUCUCCUCAUCUCCUCUCCUGGCCGAGCCACUCUGCAGAGGCAUCUCCCGACGACUUCUUCAAAGGCGGUUUAGAGCCCACCUUGGUGCUCUGUCCUCCUGCCACCGCUCUGCCAGGAUGAGGUCCUCCCUGCACGCCGUCAUCUGCUGCUGCGUCUUCUCCUCCUUCCUCGCUCUGGAGAGGAACACGGACACAGUUGCCGCCGGCGCCACUCUGAAACGGAGGUUGGCAGUAUGGCUGCAGGGCCGCGUGAAGAGGGAGCUGUGCCACAGCUGUGCGAGGGCCAGCGAAGCCGCCCCCCCGUCUCAUUCUGAGGCUAGGCCCGAGGAGGGCCCAAAGGCCCUCGCACUUCAGCAGAGUUUGACUGACAGAUCUUCAAGGUCAUCAGCGAACAAAAACUCUGGAUGUUAUCUGAUAACGUGCACGGUGCACGACCUCAUUUUCCGGGUCCACCAGUUCAACGACAAGACGAUCGACCCCACUGCCCCCGGUGAUAAGAUCAGGCCCCAUGGCUAUGGACGUCGCCGGCGGUCCCUGAAGGACGGACCCCUUAGUGGAGCUCCGGGACGCACGGUUGUCCGUUCAUCGUCAUAGGGAAGACUUCCGUCGGGUAGGUUACUAACAGACUUGCGGCUGAUUAAGGAAGGUUCACGCAGCGGUUUGUACCCGAAAUAUAUCAGCCGAUGUGAAACCAAUAAGAAGAGCUUGGGGAUCACGUCGAUGAACCUUUUUCCGCACUGGAAGGCGAUCUUUUGCACCAACACAGUCUCACA
Messenger RNA from Gadus chalcogrammus (walleye pollock), 826 nucleotides. RefSeq names its product adrenomedullin b (gene admb). Gene Ontology annotation, cellular component: extracellular region. Lineage: Eukaryota; Metazoa; Chordata; Actinopteri; Gadiformes; Gadidae. The record is from RefSeq and is a predicted model, not a curated record. Gene Ontology annotation, biological process: adrenomedullin receptor signaling pathway; regulation of systemic arterial blood pressure; positive regulation of heart rate. Gene Ontology annotation, molecular function: hormone activity; adrenomedullin receptor binding. The coding region runs from base 171 to 647 and encodes 158 amino acids. The transcript has 4 exons.